AUGACUACGACAUUGAAGGAUGAUGGUAAAAAUUCGAAACAACAGCAGCAAGAUCAUGAUAAUUCGGCUUCAAACAAGGUUACAGUCGUCGAUAAAUCUAAGUUUUAUCACUCUCUUACCAGUUCGGCAGAGGAACCUUCACAUUCACCAACAUCCAUAUCGUUACCAAUGACAACCAAAAUUUUGGAUUCACAACAAAAUUUGGAAAGUAUUAUACUAAUUUGGUAUGAUUCGAAUAUUGAUAAAACUAACGAUACGAAAGAGACGAUGAAUAUAUUGCGAGAAAUUAAUAAUUGUGUCGUAUUUCAUAUUGAUCUACAAAUUUGUAUUAAUUAUAUUAAAUCAAUUAAAAAUGAAAAAAUAUUUCUUGUUACAUCAGGAAAGGAUGCUACAAUUAUUUUAAAAGAAGUUAAUCCAUUGAUACAAGUUGAUUCAAUAUUUAUUUUCUGUUUUCAACCUACAAAAUAUCAACAUCUAUUACAAAAAAAUACUAAACUAAUUGGAAUUUUUUCGAAACGUCAUGACUUAAUAAAUUCUCUUAAAGAAAAUAUUAUUCUCGUUGAAAAACACUUACAAACAUUCAGUUUUUAUAAUCAACAUAAAGAAAAAUCUACCAGAGAUUUAUCGAAAGAAUCAGCUGAAUUUCUAUGGUUUCAAAUGUUUAAAGAUGUCAUUUUACGACUACCAAAAGAUAAUCGUUCGAAACAACAAAUGAUUGAAUUUUGUCAACAUUAUUAUCGUGGAAAUCAAAAAGAAUUAAAAUUUAUUGAUGAAUUUAAAAUGAACUAUCAAUCGAAUGUAGCUAUCAAAUGGUAUACGAAAGAGACAUUUCUAUAUAAAAUUGUCAAUAAAGCAUUGAGAACUGAAGAUAUUGAACAAUUACAUACAUUUCGAUUUUUUAUUGCUGAUCUAUCAUUUAAUCUUGCUGUUGAAUAUCGAAAAUUGAAAGAUAAAGGUGAAAAGAUUGUUAUGCUUUAUCGUGGACAAAAAAUGGAAGAAGAAGAACUCAAAAGUUUAAAACAAAAUGAACAUAAUUUAAUUUCAACAAAUGGUUUUCUAUCAACAAGUCGUUCAAAACAACUUGCAAUUAAAUUUGCUACAAAAUCGACUACACGUACAAAUGUUUUUUCAGUUCUAUAUGAGAUUGAAUGUAACAUUCAAAAAACAGAAUCAAUUAUUUUUGCUGAUAUUGCACAAUUUAGUGAUUAUGCAAAUGAAUCAGAAGUUCUAUUCGAUCUUGGAGCAACGUUUGAUAUAGUUUCUGUCAAUGAAGAUAUACAUUUAAAUCUAUGGUUAAUUAAAUUGAAAGCUAGUGAUAAAGGAUCAAAAGUAGCUAAAGAAUAUAUCGAACUAAAUAGAAAAGAAGAAGAAGAAACUAGUAUUGAACUGAUAUUUGGUAAAUUACUAAUUGAUAUGGGACAGUAUGAUCAAUCAUUAAAGUAUUUGCAAAGUUUAUUAUUAAAUAAUAAUCCUGCACAAAAUCACGAUAUCGCAAGAAUUAAUAAUCUAAUUGGAUCUGCAUAUCAUAGUAAAGGUGAUCUUGAUGAAGCACUUAAAUAUUAUGAACGUGCCUAUGAUUUAAUGAUCAAUGUUAAACCAAAACGAUUGAAAGAUUCAGCAAGACCAUUAACAAAUAUAGGUCUUAUCUAUCAUCAAAAAGGUCAAUAUGGUCGUGCACUUGAAUUAUAUUUAAAAGCUAUGGAAAUAUUUGAAACAUAUUAUGGAAAAGAACAUUUAAAAAUAACAAAAACACUUACAAAUAUUGGUAGUAUAUAUACAGAUAUUGGAGAAUAUCAACGUGCAUUACAAUAUUAUAAAAAUGUACUAAUAAUUCAACAACGAUUCUUACCGUUAUAUCAUAUUGAUACUGCUAUGACAUGGAACAAUAUUGCAGUAGUAUAUGAAAAAUUGAAUGAUCUCGAUCGCGCAUUAGAAUAUUAUCAAGAAUCAUUAAAUAUGAAACAAAAAUUACUUCCAUCUGAUCAUCAAGACAUCGCUUCGACAAGAAAUAAUAUUGCAAACAUAAAUGAUAGAAUGCAACAACUUCAAAUUGCAACCCAUGUUCCAGCUAUGCCGAAAUUCGGAGUUCGAAAUAAGCUUCAAGAUUCAUUGUCGACUGCUGCCAUUGACAGUAGUGAGCUUAAGGAUCCCUAUCCAAUGACAGACUUUGAAAGUCCUAAGCUUGACGAUCCAAUAUAUAGAUAUCGGCUUUCAACGCUUAGAAAUGAGAGCGACACAGGCAGUUCGAACAGACCUAAACUUGACUACCCAAUAAUUUCCUGUCUGCCUCCAAAGCUUAGAAAUGAGAGCGACACAGGCAGUUCGAAUAGACCUAAACUUGACUACCCAAUAGAGUCCUGUCUGCCUCCAAAGCUUAGAAAUGAGAGCAACACAGACAGUUCGAAUAUACCAAAGUUUGCAUAUCCUAAGUAUAAUGCAAUGUCGACUAGUUCUUCCAGUUUGAUAGAAGACAAAUGAAUAUGAAGAUGAAAGAAAAUCAUAUUGUUUUCAAAUCAAUAUGGCCAAUUGUAACUAUAUUUCUUUUUUUCGUUAUAAUUGUGCAUAUUUAAUUGAAUAAAUAAAUAAUAGUAUUUGUUUGAUAUGUUAUAGUUUCAUCAAAAAUUUUAAAGACUCAUAAGCAAAUAUGUCGUUAGAGCAUUAAUGAAAAGAACUUUUCAUGGAAUUGCAUCAUCUACUUAGUUAAUGAGCAACAAGCAUAUUAUAAUCAUCGAACGAUUAUUUCUGGAUGUGACUGUCAAAUAAAUAUCUACAUGGAUAUUUUUUUUUGUACUUGGUAGAUUGAAAAUAGUCCGCAUAUGAUAAAAGUAAAUCAAACAAAACAUUUCAAUUAGAUUUUAUUUGAAUAUGCCAAGAUAUACUUUUUCAUGCAAUAGAAUUAACAACUAUACUAUCAGAAUAGAUGAAGAUUAAACCAUCUAUUUAUGCAAAAAACAAAUCAUUAGCAUAGGCGGCGGAACGUUUUGAAUCCAGGGUAGGCUCAACACUUUUUAUAAGACUCGUACCGACAGGUUAAAUAUAGAGAAGGUAAUUUUUUCCUGCUAUACCAUUCAAAUAAAACACAAUUAAUACUGCUUAUUUCCAGUUCAAAUUUUUUAAUUCUUAGUAUUAGUUCAGAUCAAAGAUGAGUUUACAACUUAUGGCAAAAAAAGCUUGUAUUCAAAUAGCCACUUAAACUUUUGUCUUGAUUGAAUGAUGACCUUCAGAUAUAGUCCAUCGGAUGCAAAAUUUUUGAAUCGGAAUUCGGAAUAGUAGUCUUCGUGCUCUCAAUACAAUUCUUUUACCCCAAUUUGAUAAUUAUUUCGAAGAUACUACAUUGUUUUUUCGGUGACUACACUGUAAAAAAAAUCGGUUUAUUACGAAACCUGUGCUCGCGCUCGGAUCCUUUAAGGUUUCGUAAUAAACCUAUUUUUCCACAGGGUGUGGGUGUGGGUGUGGGUGGGUGUGGGUGUGG
Rotaria sp. Silwood1 is the source of this 3472-nucleotide messenger RNA. Lineage: Eukaryota; Metazoa; Rotifera; Eurotatoria; Philodinida; Philodinidae. The record is from the annotation of a GenBank genome assembly.